This is a messenger RNA of Jaculus jaculus (lesser Egyptian jerboa), 2230 nucleotides long. RefSeq names its product desmin (gene Des). Gene Ontology annotation, cellular component: Z disc; intermediate filament; cell-cell junction. The transcript has 9 exons. Gene Ontology annotation, biological process: skeletal muscle organ development. Lineage: Eukaryota; Metazoa; Chordata; Mammalia; Rodentia; Dipodidae. Bases 103 to 1521 code for a protein of 472 amino acids. The record is from RefSeq and is a predicted model, not a curated record.
CUGCACCCGGGCCGGCCGCCUGCCCGCCGUCUCCUCCUCGUCCUCGUCCUCGUCCUCGUCCCGGUCGUCCGUGCGCCCCAGCCUCGCCCGCGCGCCGCCACCAUGAGCCAGGCCUACUCGUCCAGCCAGCGCGUGUCCUCCUACCGCCGCACGUUCGGCGGCGCGCCGGGCUUCUCGCCGCUCGGCUCGCCCGUGUUCCCGCGCGCGGGCUUCGGCUCCAAGGGCUCCUCGAGCUCGGUGACGUCGCGCGUGUACCAGGUGUCGCGCACGUCGGGCGGCGGCGGCGGCCUGGGCUCGCUGCGGGCCGGGGGCCGGCUGGGCGCGGGCCGGGGGCCGGCGGCGGCGUCGUCGUACGGCGCCGGCGAGCUGCUGGACUUCUCGCUGGCCGACGCCGUGAACCAGGAGUUCCUGGCCACGCGCACCAACGAGAAGGUGGAGCUGCAGGAGCUCAACGACCGCUUCGCCAGCUACAUCGAGAAGGUGCGCUUCCUGGAGCAGCAGAACGCCGCGCUCGCCGCCGAGGUCAACCGGCUCAAGGGCCGCGAGCCCACGCGCGUCGCCGAGCUCUACGAGGAGGAGAUGCGCCAGCUGCGGCGCCAGGUGGAGGUGCUCACCAACCAGCGCGCCCGCGUGGACGUCGAGCGCGACAACCUGAUCGACGACCUGCAGCGACUCAAGGCCAAGCUGCAAGAAGAAAUUCAGCUAAGAGAAGAAGCAGAGAACAACUUGGCAGCCUUCCGAGCGGAUGUAGAUGCAGCCACUCUAGCUCGCAUUGACCUGGAGCGCAGAAUCGAGUCUCUCAAUGAGGAAAUCGCAUUCCUUAAGAAAGUGCACGAGGAGGAGAUCCGUGAGCUGCAGGCCCAGCUUCAGGAACAGCAGGUCCAGGUGGAGAUGGACAUGUCCAAACCGGACCUCACGGCUGCCCUCAGGGACAUCCGGGCUCAGUACGAGACCAUCGCGGCUAAGAACAUUUCUGAAGCUGAGGAGUGGUACAAGUCCAAGGUGUCUGACUUGACCCAGGCCGCCAACAAGAACAACGAUGCCCUGCGCCAGGCCAAGCAGGAGAUGAUGGAGUACCGACACCAGAUCCAGUCCUACACCUGUGAGAUCGAUGCCCUCAAGGGCACUAACGACUCCCUGAUGAGGCAGAUGCGGGAGCUGGAGGACCGCUUCGCCAACGAGGCCAGCGGCUACCAGGACAGCAUUGCGCGCCUGGAGGAGGAGAUCCGGCACCUCAAGGAUGAGAUGGCCCGCCACCUGCGCGAGUACCAGGACCUGCUUAACGUGAAGAUGGCCCUGGAUGUGGAGAUUGCCACCUACAGGAAGUUGCUGGAGGGCGAAGAGAGCAGGAUCAAUCUCCCUAUCCAGACUUUCUCUGCACUCAACUUCCGAGAAACCAGCCCUGAGCAAAGGGGCUCUUCCGAGGUCCACACCAAGAAGACGGUGAUGAUCAAGACCAUUGAGACCCGCGAUGGGGAGGUCGUCAGUGAGGCCACACAGCAGCAGCAUGAGGUGCUCUAAAGGCGGACACCGUCCCGGCCCCAUCUUCACUGCCUCCCGAAGCCAGCCUCUUCCAUCCUGGGACAUCACACUCAACCACCUUCCCCCCUUCACAGCCUCUGACCCCUCUUCACUGGCCACCUCUUGUGGGCCCUACCCUGCCCAGCCCCUGGCAGCAGCCCAGCCACUUCUGCAGACCCCACCAUGAGUUCUGGUUGUUGGCAGUGGGUGAGCCUGGCUCUUGUGCUAGAUGGAGCCCAGCCCAAGUCAUGACCUUGCCCCUCCUAAUUCUGUCACCUCAGGCUCCAGCCUCUGGCUUUGGAGAGGGUCGCAGAGUAGGGUGUUGGGAUCUGCAGGGACAGGGGCAGAGUCCCUGGGCCUCCACACCCCCAUAAUCCUCUCCCCAGCCUGGGUCAGAGAUAGAGAGGGAACCCUCCUUGGCAAGCAGGGAUGAAGACUGAGGGGCUGGAAGCUGUCUCCGUGGUCCUUCCCUUUAUCUUCCCCAUCCCAGGGUGGGCUCAGAAAGCAGGGACUGUACGAGGGAACCCCGAAGGUGCUAGAUGUGGGAGCAAGAGAUAGAGAAGGAGAGAAGGUGGGUGAGAUGCUGGACGGACGGGAAGAGAAGAGAGGCAGACAGUGGGCACAGGCUGGCAGGAAGGCGCCACCUCCCACGCCUGCCCCUCCCACUGCAGGGGCCCUGGACUGAAGCAAUAAAGAACACACAAGCCUA